AAGAUUUUGAAACGUAUCAAUGUUCGUUGUAAAUAUUGUGCUUCGUCCAAACUACUGACAGCAGACACAAGGACUAGUUCCAAUUUAUUAAAGCACUUAGAGAUGCAACAUAAAAAUAUUUGGACAUCACAAAAUGAAAAAUUUGUUCAAACUAAACUCAAAAGAAAAACUGAUGACUGCAUCAAUGAGAACUUCCAUUCAAAUCAUAAAUUGGAGAUAAAUGAAAAAAAAACCAAGGUUACGACGAUAUUAGAUUUUUCUAAAAGAAAUUCUUCAGUUUCUCAAAAUGAGUUAAAUUUGAUGAUUCAAAAUUUGAUUAUUAAUGCUUCAUUACCAUUUAAUUUGGUAGAACAGAUUGAUUUUAAAAAUUUGAUUACAACUGGAUAUCCUAAUCGUCAUGUGUUAUCAAGGAAGACGUUAAUGAAAAAUAUAGAAGCUCAACAUCAAGUCCUUUUACAAGAUAUGAAAAGCAUAUUUUCCAAAGUUAAUUAUUUAACUACCACUGCUGAUUGUUGGACUAUUUUCAAAAGAUCCUAUUUGGGUAUGACUUGUCAUUGGAUUAAUCCAGUAUCACUAGAGAGAGAGUCUUGCUUAUUGGCUAUAAGAAGAUUAAAGGGCAGCCAUACUUAUGAUUUGCUAGCAAGAACUAUGGAAUCUAUUUAUACUGAAUUUAAUAUCAAUGAUAAAGUUAUCUAUACAACAACUGACAACGGUUCUAAUUUUGUCAAAUGCUUUGAAAUAUAUGGUCAAUCGUCAGUUGUUGAAAUUGUUCAAGAUGGAAGUAAGAAAACAGAUGUAGAAAUUCUUCAAACUCUAGAAGAUUCAAUUGAAGAGGAAUAUGAUGAAAACAAAGAAGACACUGACGAUGAUGCUGAUACUGAAAAAGAUGAAGAUGUUAGUUUUUCUCGUAUAUCUAUUACCCAAGUUCUGGAUAACAGAGAACUAAUUGGUGAAUGUACAUCCAAUUGGGAUGAUUGUAUGGUAUAUAACCUACCUAAGCAUCACAGAUGUGCUUCGCAUACUCUAAAUCUAAUAGCAACAGCGGAUAUUGAAAAAGCUUUAUCGCCUAAUGUUUCCAAAAGACCAUCUAUGUUAAACUACAGAAAACAAAGUAGACUCACAUUUUCAAAAUGCCAAGCAUUAUGGAAUAAGCAGAACCGUUCAUCUCAAAUAGCUGAUAUAAUUAAAAUGAAUUUGGGCGUUUAUUUAAAAACUCCUAAUCAAACACGUUGGAACUGUUGGUUUGAUUCAUCAAAAUUUCUUCUUUUGCAUUUUAAAAAAAGUCCUUCCAAGUUCACUAAAGUGUGUGAUGCUAUAAAAUUAAAUCGGUUUUCCAAAAAUGAUUUAGAAUUUUUAGAAGAGUAUGUUGUAGUUAUGGAACCAUUGUGCAUUUGCCUUGAUGUGUUGCAAGGGGAAAAAAAUAUGUAUUUUGGGUUUUUGUUGCCUUCUAUUACAAUACUCUUAAAAAAUAUGAUGAUAUCGCUAAAAAAAAUUUAG
Molecule: messenger RNA, 1497 nt
Organism: Macrosiphum euphorbiae (potato aphid)
Lineage: Eukaryota; Metazoa; Arthropoda; Insecta; Hemiptera; Aphididae
Source: the annotation of a GenBank genome assembly